Bubalus bubalis (water buffalo) is the source of this 4891-nucleotide messenger RNA. RefSeq names its product cysteinyl leukotriene receptor 2 (gene CYSLTR2). Gene Ontology annotation, molecular function: leukotriene receptor activity. The coding region runs from base 948 to 1985 and encodes 345 amino acids. The record is from RefSeq and is a predicted model, not a curated record. Gene Ontology annotation, cellular component: plasma membrane. Gene Ontology annotation, biological process: G protein-coupled receptor signaling pathway. Lineage: Eukaryota; Metazoa; Chordata; Mammalia; Artiodactyla; Bovidae. The transcript is spliced from 4 exons.
UGACAGCAUUUUCACCAGAAUGGAUAAUAUCUCUGCCUAAGUACAAGUAAGUUGAAAAAGCAAGUGGGUGUUGGAAUUGCCCUGUUUGAACAGCUUUGAAGUGCUGUACUAAUAAGGUGGUGUUGAUUUUUGUGUCAUCAUAGAAAUAAAAAUCAUGUCGGAGAACUAAAGCCACUUAAAACUCCUGACUCCAGCCCAUCACGUCCCCUUGAUUUGUUGUGAAAGAUGCCAAUAAAAACAAUGAGAGGGGAGGAGCUAAUACAGAUUUCUUUCUUUAGCUGUGGUCCCUAAGUAGAAAUCUUACACUCUUUAUCUUGAGAAGGAAGCCAGCACCAUCUCUGACACAAAAGUUCCUUCCAGCACAAAUGGCUGUCUGACCAGAGUUCCUUCUUCUCUUGCCAUUGGCUGACAUUGUUCAUAAAAUACAAUUUGCUGUUUCACUUUUUUUUAAAACAAGCAAACUGAAUUACUUGGAGGAGGAAGACAGCAGAGACAGAGGAGACAGAGCCACGGCAGCUGAAAGAAAGAAAACUCAGGACCUCCUAGAGCUUUGACAUGUGUUACGAAUCUCCAAGAGAGGGAUACUAAAGCUUGCUGUGUCUCUCAGGCUGAUUUGAACACAGAAGCCUUUCCUUACACAGAACAUCUCAUGGAAUUUGUAGUUUGUGGAAGAUACUUUGGGAAGUGCUGAACUAAAGAAAAGACUUUUUUUUUUCUUUUACAUCAUUUACAUACCAACCAUAUUUUCUGAGUUGCAUCUUCACAUCAGUCUCUGAAGGAGAAUUGAAAAACAUAUUUGCCGUAUCGGAAAUACAUUUACAAAGCAUCCAUUUGGAAAAGAAGAAAUUAAGAAACUUGUGAUUAUCCAUGACAACUGUGCCUAGUAAAUUUACAUUUAAACCAAUGCUUGGUCAAAGAUAAACAAACCUGCACACUUCUAAGAGUGCAUGGAAAGAAAACUUAUGUCCUUAUCUCCAUCCAUCUCCGCAUCAGAAAUGGAAACCAACAGCACCUUCAGCGAUCACCAUAGCAACAGGAACUGCACAGCUGAAAACUUUAAGAGAGAAUUUUACCCCAUUGUGUACCUGGUAAUAUUUAUCUGGGGCGCCUUGGGAAAUGGCUUUUCCAUAUGUGUUUUCCUGCAACCUUAUAGGAAGUCCACAUCUGUGAACAUUUUCAUGCUCAAUCUGGCUACUUCAGAUCUCUUGUUCACAGCCACACUGCCCUUCAGGGUGGACUAUUACCUCAGAGGGUCCAAUUGGAUAUUUGGGGACCUGACUUGCAGGAUUAUGUCUUACUCUAUGUAUGUCAACAUGUACAGCAGCAUUUAUUUCCUGACUGUGUUGAGUGUGGUGCGCUUCCUGGCAACCGUUCACCCCUUCCGGCUCCUUCAUGCCACCAGCAUCAAGAAUGCCUGGAUUGUUUGUGGCAUCAUAUGGAUCUUUAUCAUGGCUUCCUCAACAACGCUUCUGAACAAUGGCUCUGAGCUGAAGGGCAAUGUCACGUUGUGCUUGGAGCUGAAUCGUAAUAAAGCUCCUAAACUGAAGACCAUGAACUACAUUGCCUUGGUGAUGGGCUUUCUGCUGCCCUUCUGCACGCUCAGCAUCUGCUACCUGCUGAUCAUUCGAGCCCUGUUGAAGACAGAGGUCCCAGAAUCAGGGCUGCGGCUUUCUCACAGGAAGGCAUUGACCACCAUCAUCAUUGCCUUGGUCAUCUUCCUCCUGUGUUUCUUGCCCUAUCAUAUACUGAGAACCCUCCACCUGCUGCAGUGGAAGGCGGAUACAUGCAGAGACUCGCUGCAUAAAGCUGUGGCCAUCACACUGGCUUUGGCGGCAGCCAACAGCUGCUUCAACCCUUUGCUUUAUUACUUUGCUGGGGAGAAUUUUAAGGACAGACUAAAGUCUGCACUCAGGAAAGAUCAUCCACAGGGACCAAAGUGCAGCUUUCCUUUCUGUGUGUGGCUGAAAAACGAAACAAGAGGGUAAGGGGUUCUUGGGCGAGGCUGUUCCUAUGUCUUGUGUCCACCUUCAUUCACAUGUGGUCUCCAAAAGACCAUCUAUUUACACCAUUCCCAACAAAGGUCGAUUCCCAAGAUUUAAUUGACCAUGAUUUUAUUAUAAGACCUACUGCAAAUCUUUCAUUAGGUGUAUCUUCAGUGUUUGAGCCUAAAUAAGGAGUACAGCAGGAAAAAUCCCCGUUAGAGUCUUGCAACCAGAAAUGUCAGACUGGGAGAACAUGCUGAGCACAGUGGCUGCUGCUUCUCAUCAAAUUCUGUGUCAGUCAGAUCUCUGGCUGACUAGGCAUUCUAAAUGCUUAGUUUUAAGACAACCCCAACGUUUCCAGCUUCCCUUGUUCCUCGUCCUUCUUCAAUCUCCUGUUGUUAUUGUUGUUCAGUCACUAUAUGUCCGACUCUUUGCGCCCCCGUGGACUGCAGCAUGCCAGGCUUCCCUGUCCUUCACCAUCUCCCAGAGUUUGCUCAAAUUCAUGUCCAUUGAGUCAGUGAUGAUAACCAUCUCAUUCUCCUGAGAUACAGCCAAUUAACAAAGCUACUGGAGGCCCCAGAACAGAUAAGAAAAGCAUCCUUAGAAUUCAGGGGAAAGAUUGUGAAGAGGAAAUCUGCCCUCUAACAAAGCAGAGUCAAGGUCCCCAACAAAACCUGAGGGAGAAAAACAGAGAGAAGCCCCGGGACAAGAGAGAAAGGGGAAAAAGAAUUUCAUUUUGCACUAGGAGAGGAUUUCUAGUGCAAAAUGAAAAUCCAAAGGCAAAAGCUAUGCCUUUCUCUUGUCAGGGGCUUAGGAAAGACAGGAAGAUUAGGAGAAGGAUGCGGGGCAUUGCCCUCGGGAUGGAGGGAUUAUGUGCAGAAUAGGAAAGAAGGGGGUCAAUUUUACUCUUGAGAGUUGGGUUCGGGUUGUUUACUGCAGUUCUCAUCCUACAAGUUAAUCCAUUUGGAUGGGAUAAACCUCCAGAAUAAAGGAGAUGGUGCUAAGGGUUUGGUUGGGCACUAAGAGAGAGGGUAAGCUGGAAGGCAAGUUACAAAGAUUGUGGUACCCCUGAAAUUUUAUGAAAUUCGAUAAACAUUUUGACAGAACAUGAGAAGGGUGGCUUUCUUCUGAGAGAGUGUAGAAAAGCACUGGUUUGUGGGAGGUGGGGUCCUGUCUGCCACUGAAGCAAAACCAAGUCGACUACCUACUGCCACCACCAUGACCACUGUACUGUCAACAAUCGAGUGCCCUCUCUGUGCUGGGCAGACUGUGCAAGGCACUGUGCUGUGCUGUGCUUCGGCACUCAGUCAUGUCCGACUCUUUGUGACCCCGUGGACUGUAGCUCACCAGGCUCCGCUGUCCUUGGGGAUUCUCCAGCAAGAAUACUGAAGUGGAUUGCCAUGCCCUCCUCCAGGGGAUCUUCCCACCCCAGGGACUGAACCCAGAUCUCCCACAUUGCAGGUGGAUUCUUUACCAUCUGAGCCACCAGAGAAGCCUGUGCAAGGCACUACUCAUCCAUUAGUCCCACUUAGCCCUCACACCAAAGCCCUGUAUUUUCAUUUUACAGAUGAAGGAACUAAAGCCCAGAGAAAUUAAGAAUUUUGUUCAAGUUCAUAGAGCGCCACAAGAAUUUUAAAAACAUCUGUGCAGAGGGGUUGGCUAGGUGCUUCACCCACCAUUUCCCUGGCAACCCUCCAGGGACAUUACUUGACUGUCUUAAGUGAAAGGUUUCUUCCCUCAUCAGGUACCUACCCCUUCUUACUCUCAUGAAAAGACUGAAGGCUGAAGUUUCUCUCUUUGGAAUUAGCCUCAAGAUAGAGUGGAGGGUGGGAAGGAGGUGGUGUUCUGAAACUAGGAAGAGACUGAGGGAAAGUCCUCAUAGUGAAGAGGAGCCUCAGAGUUCUUUGGUCACUCAGCUGCCAGAAUGCUGACAGACACACACCUUGUCAAGACACAUGCCUGGAGGGUCCUUCUACAGGACAGCAGUCAAUGACUACUACACAUCGGAGAAAAGGGCCAGAACAUGAAAAAGCAACAGUAAAUGAGAGGGUAGAUAGAAACAUUUUCAGUAUGAAAGGUCUCAACAUUUUCAACACCUUCGCAUUUUUUAACAGAACCCUACAGGAGAGUUUGCUUCUCCAAAAUAAGAGAGUAAACCAAGAUAAAGGAAAACAUGACAUUUAGAAAGCAGAGACUCCAACACAGGAUAAAGAUGAAGAAAAUUCCUAGGACGUUGGUGUGUAGCAGAAAAACAAGAAAUUGAUUUAUUUACAUAUGUUGGAGAGAUUUAUGUCUUUCUUGGAUAGCGUGGGAUGAACUGGUAAAAAUAUACAGGAUAAUAAGCAAGUUAAAAGACAAGGCAAUUAUUAAAUACUAGGGGGAAAGAAACCAAUGUUCAAGAAUGGAAAUAAAACCACAGUACACUACAUGGUUCAGCUGUGAACAAUAUUUACAUAGAGAAUAUAAAUAGCAAAAUACUGUGAUAUAAUUUUUUUCAGGAAAUGAGGGGGAGAGGUUGUGUAUGUGGAGGGAGGGGUAUAAUAAAUCUAUGUCUCUAAUUUUUAUCACAGAAAAUGCAUAAUAGCUAAAGCUAAAGAAUGAUAACUACCUGUAUAAAAAUGUUAUUUAACAAUAGAAGCUAAAGCCCAGAAUAAACAGUAAAAAUGAUUGAUAGGAUUGCCUUUGGAGAGAAGUUGGGUAUGGGAAGAUAGGGUGGGGAUUUCUCUUUUCCUUUUAAUAACUAUUUAACUGUCUAACUUGUGACUAUGUAUUGCUGAAAUAAAAUAAAAAUUAAGUCAAAAUUAAAAUUUUAAAUGUGAAUUAAUUCUGCCUUAAAAAAUAAAAAAGACAAGGAAGAAAAGAAAGGCUACCAGAAAUGGAAAUUGAACACUGAGAGAAGAAAGGAAAGC